Molecule: messenger RNA, 924 nt
Organism: Pseudozyma hubeiensis SY62
Lineage: Eukaryota; Fungi; Basidiomycota; Ustilaginomycetes; Ustilaginales; Ustilaginaceae
Exons: 1
Coding region: 1-924 (307 amino acids)
Molecular function (GO): hydrolase activity
Source: RefSeq, a predicted model, not a curated record
AUGACAUCGGUCACCUCAAGCUCGAAGCACGAUACGCGCGUCUACACUGAAUACGACGUCUCGUCGCCACCUGCAGUACCAGGCCCUGAAUGGGUACGAUUUGUACUAAUCUCUGACACGCAUUCCCAGACCACCGCUAUACCUUUUGGGGAUGUCUUGCUCCACGCUGGAGAUCUUACAACCUUGGGACAGCCCGACGACUUUUCCGCUCAGGUGGAAUGGCUGAAGACGCUGCCUCACGCACACAAGAUCUUCACCUGCGGUAACCAUGACUUUUCGGCCUGCACCGUCGACAACUUCUACGAGACCCGUGGACGUCAACUCAACGCUGCAUACAACGUCCAAGACUCGCCGGACGACGUUGCACUUACACGUCGUAUUCUCGGCAGCAAAAACCUCGCCGACGCCCGUCUCAAGUACCUGGACAACGAAGCAUGGUCCUUCGCCAUCGACCGCAAGGAAACCAAGCACUACAGCUGGAAGGUGUGGGGCAGUCCCUGGUCGCCCGAAUUCGAAGAUUGGGCGUGGAACUACAAACGUGGACCCCAGGCGAGAGAGGUUCACAAAGAUAUCCCGGAGGAUGUGGAUCUGCUGGUCACGCACACUCCACCACACAGCCUGGGUGGUCUGGACAAGAUUCACGAUGGAACACCGGUGGGAUGCGAAGAGCUGAUGAGAAAGUUGCAGGCGAACAAGGAGGAGGGUGGGAUCAGACCGAAGCUGCACGUGUUCGGACACAUCCAUGAGGCGAGAGGCGUGUCUGUGUUGCAGCACGACGGGGAGGGGGACGAGACGGUGCUCGUCAACGCUGCGUUGGUGGAGUACGAUCAGGACAUGUGGAACAACCACCGCAAAUGUGAGUGUGCUCUGGUCAGACAACAUCAACAGGGACUGAGGCUCGACGCUGACCCUCCUAAUUGCUGA